AUGUCCGACCAAAAAAUUACAAUCAUAAAUGGAGAGUUGUGCAGAGUAGCUAAUACUAAGAGAAAUGAAGUAAGCGAUGAAUCUUCACUACUUCCAUACUCAAUCAACACAAGAGUGGCCCGAGAAGAAAACAAUUUUUUCAACAUGACUUGUUUAAGUGUGUCCAUAUUAUUUUGGAUAGCUUUACUAACAUGGAUCUCACUUGGAGCAUUGCUACUAUUUUUUAAAAGUUCAAUAAUUGGAUAUUGUUUUCACUUGUUAACAUUCCUUAUAUCUUUGUUGAUGAGCGAAUCUACAAAAACUUUAAUAGCAUACAUGCUUUUAAAAAAUAAUUACGAUGAAUCAUCUAGAUUAAGAAAUUAUCUAUCACUGAACCCAGGGAUAUUGAUUUCUGCAUUUGACCCUACAUCAUUUAUUGUAAUGGCAUCUACAUUCUUUUUAUUAGGUAUCCCUAUGCUAAACAUUAAGCAAUUAAUUAAUUAUGAGGCUUUAACACCUAAUUGGAAGAAGUCUUUUGUUGCAAUAUCUGGCCCUUUAUUUCACUUUAUUUUCGGUCUAAUACUUUCAUCAAUUCAUAUUAUUGGAUUUUUUUUGAUUGAUGACAUGUUUCUUAAGGGAUUAACUCAAUUUUUAAUAUUAGGGAUGAGAUUACAGGCCUUUUUAACUGUGAUAAAUAUAAUUCCCUUGCCACCAGUGACAGACGGAUAUAAAGCAAUAUCUCCAUAUCUACCAGAAGGUAUUACUCGUGAUAUUUCAAAUGCGAAAAAUACCUUUAUAUUCUUUGUUCUUUCUACAAUACUGUUUAUUUUUAUUUCUCAAUCUUCAUUAGUGAUUAAUACGGUAGACUUCAUAGUUAAAAAAGUAUAUUUGAUGGAUCACACCAUAUAG
Messenger RNA from Cryptosporidium ubiquitum, 888 nucleotides. Its product is annotated as tetratricopeptide repeat-containing protein. Lineage: Eukaryota; Apicomplexa; Conoidasida; Eucoccidiorida; Cryptosporidiidae. The transcript has a single exon. The record is from RefSeq and is a predicted model, not a curated record. Bases 1 to 888 code for a protein of 295 amino acids.